UGGUGAUUAUGAACUUCCUUGAAUGAAGUCUGAGGACUGUAGGAAUAUUGUUCAAUGAAAAACUUAAAGCCCAAGUUAUUACAAAUUCAAUGAUUGUCCAAGUCCCUUGAUGUCUUCUAGAGGUAAAUCAUCCUUCAAAAGCCUCCUUCCAAAACUAAGCUUCAAAUUUCGGAAUACUACUUCAGAGAUAGAGAAGGCCGCAAUCCUAGCUUUGGGAGAUUCACUAGCAGGGACGCGGGGUAAGCCUCUGAUUCGAAGGACACUAUCCCUUACAAAACUUUUCACACCCAAGAUGAAAAGAACUUCAUCUUUACCUGUUACCCCAAUUAUACACUCAAAUCCGGAGUCUAUGCAUGGAGGGAACACAGUCGAAGCUAAAAAUAGGACUCAGCUUCCUAUUCAUCGUUCACGGUCCGUUCCUUCUUUAAUCAAAGAAGGAAGCGUAAGGCAGAUUGAUCCAUUAAGCGGUGUAUUUCGCGUGGUUCCCACUACUCCGCGAGUGGCAGAAGGAAUGCUCACAACAUCGACCACAGCUCCAACAAAUGAUGUUGAUGGAAAUGCUGAUGUUGAUGAAGACAUUCCCGAAGAAGCAGCUGUUUGUAGGAUCUGCUUGGUUGAACUUGGGGAGGGCGGUGACACCCUUAAGAUGGAAUGUAGCUGCAAAGGCGAGCUCGCAUUGGCUCACCAAGAAUGUGCUGUAAAAUGGUUCAGCAUCAAAGGUAACAAGAUGUGUGACGUGUGCAAACAAGAGGUUCAGAACCUACCUGUCACCCUUUUACGGAUUCAAAAUGCUCAGUCACAUAACUUGCGAGGAAAUAGAGCUCGGCAAGCUGAAAUUGCUCAAUACAGGUUAUGAAGAUGGGAUCGGGUGCAAUUGCCAUAUCCCUGCCAUUUUCCUGUAUAUUGGGUCUCUUUGCCUCCAUAACUUCAGCAACUAUGGUGAGGAGAAAAUUUGCCUGGUUAUAUGCAAUUGUUCAGUUUGGGCUGG
This is a messenger RNA of Camellia sinensis, 988 nucleotides long. The record is from RefSeq and is a predicted model, not a curated record. Lineage: Eukaryota; Viridiplantae; Streptophyta; Magnoliopsida; Ericales; Theaceae.